AUGGCGUUGCCCAUGCGAGAGGACGUGGAUUCACUGAAGGUUUUCCGCAACCUGCUCGAGAAGGAACGCCUCCUUUCCACGCGGUGGAACAAGCAGGUGGACUACUCGGCGUGGAGAAUUCCAUCGCAUUCUCACCACGAGAGCUUCCUGAAACCUGGGGACGGUGUGCGCCUGACCGUGAGCCGGAGUCAUCCGGAGCUAAAUGGCGCCAGCGGCACCGUUCUCUGCGUCGACCGUCCAAGUGACGGUGGCUUUGUCACGGUCCGGAUGGCACCUGUCAGCGGCAGCAUGAAGAAGCUUAAGGUGCGUCCUUCGCUGCUUCUUCCAGGCAGAAGCACCAACGGUCCCCUUCCGAGUUUCGAGGCCAGCGCGUCGAAUGCCACGGAGUCCAUGAUGCGGAGAACGUGGCACUAG
Molecule: messenger RNA, 414 nt
Organism: Symbiodinium sp. CCMP2456
Lineage: Eukaryota; Dinophyceae; Suessiales; Symbiodiniaceae
Source: the annotation of a GenBank genome assembly